This is a messenger RNA of Aureobasidium namibiae CBS 147.97, 1491 nucleotides long. Its product is annotated as MFS general substrate transporter. Gene Ontology annotation, biological process: transmembrane transport. The record is from RefSeq and is a predicted model, not a curated record. Lineage: Eukaryota; Fungi; Ascomycota; Dothideomycetes; Dothideales; Saccotheciaceae. Gene Ontology annotation, molecular function: transmembrane transporter activity. The coding region runs from base 1 to 1491 and encodes 496 amino acids. Gene Ontology annotation, cellular component: membrane. The transcript has 2 exons.
AUGGACGACAAGCCCAAGGCACUCCAGGAUGUUUCUGCUGCCGAAGAUAGCCUGGACGGCACACUCGAUGUCUACAUCGACUCCAAGGCCCAGAAGAAGCUGCUACUGAAGCUUGAUCUCUAUCUUGCCCCCAUCAUCACUCUCAUCUUCCUCUGUGCAUAUCUGGACCGCUCGAACAUUGGCAAUGCACAAGCUGCCGGCAUGGGCCAUGAUCUCGGUCUGGUCGGGAACCAAUAUGGCAGUGACACGUUGAAGCCUAUGCUGACGCAUGCAGAUGCUGUCACCUUGUUCUAUGUGUUCUACGUCGCAGGCGAGAUACCGUCAACGAUUCUCAUGAAGAAGCUGCGACCCAAUAGGAUGAUACCCGCACUUGUCUUCUGUUGGUCGGUGGUUCUCAUCGGUACUGGUUUCAUGCACAACGCUCGACAACUCUACGCUUCAAGACUUUUGCUCGGCUUGUUCGAGUCGGCCAUGUUCCCUUGUCUGGCUCUGUACUUGAGUACCUUCUACAUGCCUCAAGAGCAGGCGCUGAGAAUCUCAUAUCUUUUCGUUAGUGCGGCUUUAAGUGGAGCUUUUGGUGGAUUGUUCGCAUUCGCCCUGCUCAAGAUGGAUGGCGUUCAAGGUCUUGAAGGGUGGCGAUGGUUGUUCAUCGUGGAAGGGAGUCUCAGCGUGCUCGUCGCGAUCAUCGUCUACUUCCUUUUGCCGAACGACUUCGAAACAGCCAGAUUUCUGACUGCGGAGGACAAAGAGCUCAUGCGCGCACGUAUGACUCUGAACGCCAGAUAUAACGGAGCACCAGAGUUCGACUGGAAAGAAGUCAGGAAAGCUUUCCGUGACCCUAAGCUCUACAUCUCUUGCUGGUGCCAGUUCAUGGCCGACAUCUGCUCCUUUGGACUGAGCACUUUCAUGCCGACCAUCAUCCGUGGUUUUGGUUAUGGCACUGUCGAGACACAACUUCUCACCGUACCGGUCUACAUCUGGGCUUCCAUCGCGUACAUGAUUAUAUCAUGGAUGUCAGACAGAUUCCAGAGACGUGCUUACUUCAUGGUCCCUGGCGCCUUGUUGACCGCGAUUGGAUAUGCAGUGCAGCUCGGCGUGCCACAAGCUCAACGAGAAGCUCUAUACUUCUCGAUAUUCCUUAUUGCGCCCGGCAUCUACAUCAUCGUCGGUCUCAACGCAGCAUGGCUACUGAACAGUCACGCCGGUUACCACAAGCGUGCGACCGCCGUUGGAACCAACCAGGCGUUCGGUAACAGCGCAGGUGUUGUCGUUGGACAAAUCUUUGCGAAGAAGGUCAAUGGCAAGUACGUGACUGGAUUGAGCGUCUCUCUUGGGGCUGUGUUGCUGGCUCUUCUUGGUCAUGUCGCAUUGUGGGCGUACAUGAGACGGCAGAAUAAGAAGAGGGACGCUAUGACCGAAGAGGAGCGGGAACGUUUGAUCAGCGCUGGAAAGGAUGGUGACUAUCAUCCUGAUUACAGAUAUGCCCUGUAA